This is a messenger RNA of Fukomys damarensis (Damara mole-rat), 5111 nucleotides long. RefSeq names its product secernin 1 (gene Scrn1). NCBI's taxonomy places the organism in Eukaryota, Metazoa, Chordata, Mammalia, Rodentia, Bathyergidae. Gene Ontology annotation, molecular function: dipeptidase activity; cysteine-type exopeptidase activity. The record is from RefSeq and is a predicted model, not a curated record. Gene Ontology annotation, biological process: proteolysis. The transcript has 8 exons. The coding region runs from base 218 to 1462 and encodes 414 amino acids.
GAAGGGAGGGAGGGCCCGACGACACGUGACCCGACCAGCUGUUGUCGGGGGCGGCGGGGACCCAGAGCGCUGCGAAUCUGGAGGGCGGGGCGCCGCCUUCGCCACUGCAGCCACAGCCCCCGAUGUCGCCGCAGUAAUCUGGCCGUGGCAGCUCCUGCAUCUCGGUGGUCGCUGCCUUCGCACCUAAGGCCGAUCCCGGAGUCCAUCGCCCAGCAGGAUGGCAGUGGCUCCUCCAAGUUACUGUUUUGUGGCCUUCCCGCCACGUGCAAAGGAUGGUUUCGUGGUGUUUGGGAAAAAUUCAGCCCGGCCCAGGGAUGAAGUUCAAGAGGUUGUAUAUUUCUCCGCUGUGGAUCAUGAACCUGAGAGUAAAGUUGAGUGCACUUAUAUUUCAAUCGACCAAGUUCCGAGGACUCAUGCCAUAGUGAUGAGCAGACCCGCCUGGCUGUGGGGAGCAGAAAUGGGAGCUAAUGAGCACGGAGUGUGCAUAGCCAAUGAAGCCAUCAAUGCCAGAGAACCAGCCGCUGAGACAGAAGCCUUACUGGGGAUGGAUCUGGUCAGGCUUGGUUUAGAAAGAGGAACAACAGCUAAAGAAGCCUUAGAUGUCAUUGUCUCCUUGUUGGAAGAACAUGGACAAGGGGGGAAUUACUAUGAAGAUGCCAACUCUUGCCAUAGCUUCCAAAGUGCGUACCUGAUUGUGGAUCGUGAAGAAGCCUGGGUGCUUGAGACCGUAGGGAAGUACUGGGCUGCUGAGAAAAUCACGGAGGGAGUGAAGUGCAUUUGCAAUCAACUUUCACUCACCACUAAGAUGGAUGCAGAGCAUCCUGAACUCAGAACUUAUGCUCAGAGCCAAGGCUGGUGGACAGGAGAGGACGAGUUCAAUUUUUCCCAUGUGUUUUCUCCGGCUGAUGACCAUCUGGACUGCUGUGCAGGCGUAGAGAGCUUAGAGAAUGAAGAAGAAAAUAUCACCGUGCAGACGAUGAUUAACAUCUUAAGGGACAAAGCCAAUGGAAUCUGCAUAGACUCUGAAUCCUUCCUCACCACAGCCAGUAUAGUGUCCGUCCUGCCUCAGAAUAGAAGCUCUCCAUGCAUUCACUACUUCACGGGGACUCCAGAUCCUUCCAGGUCCAUAUUCAAGCCUUUCAUCUUUGUUGAUGAUGUAAAACUUGUCCCCAAAGCACAGUCCCCCUGUUUUGGGGACAAUGACCCUGCCAAAAAAGAACCUCGGUUCCAGGAGAAACCAGACCGCCGGCAUGAGCUGUACAAGGCCCAUGAGUGGGCACGUGCUGUCAUUGAAAGUGACCAGGAACAGGGCCGCACACUGAGGAAGACGAUGUUGGAGCUGGAGAAGCAAGGUCUGGAAGCCAUGGAGGAAAUCCUGAGUAGCCCUGAUCCCCCGGACCCUGCUGAGGUGGGGGACCUUUUCUAUGACUGUGUCGACACGGAGAUUAAGUUCUUUAAGUGAAGUAAGCAUUCCUUUCCCCCUUCUUAUUUAAAACUUCCCACCUGACUAAAUUACCAGCAAAACAAACCACUCUCCUGUUUGAGUCAAAUGAGAAAGUUAUGAUGUGGCCUCUUUUUCUGAAGCCAGAUCCAACUGUUACCUUGUGUCUCUAAACGUCUCCUCCUUUGCCAUAGUUCCCCUUCCUUUGCCGUGUAAUGUGUAUCCCCUUUGCCUGGUGUUCGGUUGUGUGAUGAAUUGUGGAUUCAAAGCUGCUAAUCUUCUAUUUCAGUGACAGUGGACACAUUAGCCUCUCCUGGGAGAGCUGGAGUUCAUUAGGCCUUGAAAGACAGGCUCACAGUGCUGAGCUGGUGGGAAAAGCAAGCUCUUUUGAAGUCUUAGUCUUUCAGAACUAGUUUCUCCCAGGUUAACAAAAGGCAUUUGUCUGUACACAGGCUCCUGUGUAUGGAGUCAAGGGAGAACGUCUCCCGUUCCCUUGAGCCUAUAGCUGUGUGUAGUGCAGUCUCCACCCUCCUGGGGACAGAUGGGGGGAAGGAAUCAGGAGGGGCCUCCUCGCGCCCAGCUCUGUCCCAUGAUCCUGAAGGACCUAUCUUCUAUGUGCUUCCAGACCUGUUUCCACAGGCAGGAGUCUGGGCAUCUGUGUUAGUUGGAGCCCUUGGGUCUUAGAGAUCCCAGGACACCAUGCAGGUGACCUCCUUGAAUCCCUCCAUGGCUCUCCCAAAGGGCAUGCCUGCUGUGCCUUCACGGCAGUACACUUACCCUAUGGAUGCACCUUUGGGUAGAAACGAUCUGGGUCUAGUUGCUAACAUCUAGUCUGGGAUCCAUUAAAUGGCCCUGUGGCAGAAUUUCCAUCUCACACAGCUGUGGCUCUCUCUGCUAAGGAGGGAGAGAAAAGGAGAAACUCUUGACUAUUUAGAUUGCAGUUAAAGUGGCUGAAAGCUGGGCAGCGACUACUUUAUCUCAGCAGAGAGACUAUAUUUAAACUGAUUUGUUCCCAAUGCUAUAUUUGCACCAGAGCAUAGAAAAACAUGCAGGGAAGACCAGGUGGGGUCUGGGAGGGCAGAGGGCAACUAGGUGACAGAAGGAUGCAGAGGCAUUUCUGUGCUGGUAACAGUCCAGCCAUCUGCCUCCUGCCCAGCCUGUUGGGCCCGACAAAUUGGUAUAAGAAGCAGCUUGCUCUUGCAUCUUCCCCCUUAGUCCCUGUGCCCUAAGCUGCUCACUGAAGUGGGUAGAACAUGGUGGGGGCUGAGCUUCACUGAAACCCUCAACCACUGCCGAAACGCCCAGGGUCACAGAUACUAGAGCACCCAAGUGGGAGAUUGCCAUUUGGGCCUAAUUAUGCUUUACCAUCCUCAACAGGAAUCUGCAAAAAAAUUGUGGACAUCUGCAGUCUUGGAAAUGGCUUAGGGUAAUUCCUUCCCAGCAGCAGAAAGGGGCCUCCCAGCCUUCCCAUAUGGGUGUGGAACCUAAGGAUCAGAGGUUUUAUUGGAACAACCCUUUCCUUCCUACUCUUGCUCAGCUGUUUAGUGAAUUCUGUUUGUAAAACUUCCAACUACCUGUGGUGAGAUGGGAAGAGUAUUUUAGCAGACAAAGUUAAUGGCUGCUGGUCACGGUGCCUUGUAGUUGUGAGUAGUGUGCAGCUGCUCAGGAAGAAAGGAUGAUACAGGUACCCAUGCCCUCCCAAGGCCACCUGAUGAGGGAUUAUGUAAAAUGGGACUAUGAAGAAAGCCACCCUAGUAUUUCACUGCGUGGUUCCACCUUCUCCCUCUUAGGAAACAUUUCCCUACCCCACCACAUCUGCAACUGCCAAGGUGAUUCCAGGUUUGAUGAGGAGUCUAGAAGAGAGUAAAUUACACAGAGGCCUCCUUUCAUUAUCAUGGGGAAGGCUGUAGGCAAGGCUGCCAGCUUGAUGUCAUUACCCAGUUGUGCAGCGGGGAACACAGUGACUACUUAGGUUAGGGGCCCUGACCUCAAUCAAGUGUCACAGAGAGGGGCCAACCCUACCUGCCAAUGGUCUUGGCUGGCACUGAGCAGCACAGCUGUGAGGUCACUGCCUCACCACUAGAGGGCACCACCAUCCUCUGUGGCACUUCCUGGCAAAGCGGGACAGGCAAUGGUGGUGGUCUGUGUACAACCAAAACCCAAAUAAUAGCAGUGGACUGGUUCUUUGUGCAUCAGGAUGGUUAGGGAAACACACACACACACACACACACACACUCUCACACAAGCACACACACACACACACACACACACACAGAGAGAGAGAGAGAGAGAGAGAGAGAGAGAGAGAGAGAGAGAGGAAUCUACUGAUAUAGAUGUACUCUUUCAGUGACCUUUAUCUUCUUUAAAUUAACAGCUGGAAAUACAUUGUUGGACUUUGAGUGGGUUGUUAUAAGGGGACUGUUUCUUUUUAAGUGCUCCUAACAGAAAAUGAUUUGGAAAAAAAUGCUCAUUACAUGGAUAAUUUCUUCACAAGGGAUUGCUUUUCUGAAGGCAAUAUAAGAAAUGAAUAUACAAAAUGAAAUAUUGAAAUAUGACAAGGUUUAAAGGUCACUGUGUGUAAAUAGCUUCCUAGAAUAUCAUCUGUGUAUCUAUUAAGAUGGGGGGGGCGGUGCAUGCUUUGUGCAGAAAGAAAUCAUGGCCAUAAAGGAUAAAGUUGCCCCCCCAACUUCUCCCCCGUGACCUAACAUAAGCUAGUUAGUCUAGUCUGGUAAACGGGAUUCACCAUAAGUGAAGACUCAAGGCAGACACACCAGUGAAAGUAAAUUAGCAAAGCAAAAAUAUCUUUUCAUUUUUGGAGGUGACUUGAACUUGUAGGUAGAAUAAAGAUAUAAUCAAAAUUAUGGAGAUUCUAGAGCUCAGUAACAUAAGACUCAGUGUUAUCAAUAGGAGUCUACCUUACAAGCUAACAGAGCAGGCAGGUGUAUACCUAUUAGAUCUUAGCCAUGAAGUUCCCUUACUGUUGGGUGAAUCUUUAGAUAUAAAGCAUAAUUAUUGACCAGACAAAUAACUUUGCAUCCUAACUGAUGUCCUACAUUGGCACAGGUGACACAUAUCUCUGGCUGGGCCAGCGAGGAAGCCAGGUGGGACCAGUGUGUCAGUUCUGACACCUCUUGCAUUCUUUCUUGGAGAGCUGUGCAUCCUUUAUUGGAAAGGUCUUCAUCUGAGCUCUCAGCUUCAGGAAGGAAGCACAGGGAGGAGAUGGGAGGGGACCUACUUCACUGGCCACUUGCACUUGCAGGGGAGGCAUGGCAGGUGAUAUGCCCAGCUGUCUCAGCACAACAGUAUGCUUCCUGUAGCUGUGGCAUUUCAUUCCACCCAGUCCAGAGUCCCCGCUCCCCUUCUAUGGUGUGUGUCAAAAUGUGCUGUAUCUAACUGAUGCCAAACACCCCAAAAAUGUCAUCUGCAGAUUUCUCGUGGGAACCAAUAUGUACAUUUGCAAUCAUGCUGUGAGAAUUUAAAUGUGUUAACUGGAAAAUGCUACUGCCAGGGAAAAUAAAAUCUUUCCGUUUCCUGCAGUGGGAACUGACCAUGUAGUCUUAACAGUCUUUUGUACAAACACAUCUAUAAGCCAGAUAAUGUCCCUAUCCAGUGCUUGCCUUGGCAUUGUCUCUAAAUGCAUCGAGCAUACAAUAAAAGAUACUGAGAUUAA